CAUCCUGCAGGAACCACUAUGGCUAAACAUGUCAACAUUUUCACAUCGACGGCCCGAGUAUGCGAAUCAUCUUUUGCGCGAGUUAACCAACCUUAUGGACCUGUACGACAAUCGGGCGCAAAACUUCUUGAUAUCCACAAUGAUGACCGCCGUUUUAACAUAUCAUCUUUCGUGGGUGCCGACGAUACGACCGCCUGAAGAGAGCAGGUCUCCACAUUUGGGCGGCUAUAAUCAUGGCUACUACGAUCCACUUUGGGCGCAACUUAGCGACUUAUAUGGGCAUGUCGGUCAUCAAAGUCGCAUGGCACGAACUAUCGUUGUCGGCCAACAGCCAGCUGUUGUACGAAGGAUAAUAUAUGUCUUGAGUUAUUUCAUUCGGUGUAACGAAGUAUACGACAAUAUGGAAGUUCUAGCCACGGAUACAGACUCCAAUUCUAUUUUUGGAAAAGAGUUUCCUAUGGAAGAUACCAGCGGGGAGAUGGAAGACCACAUUGUACAGCAAUUGAUGGGUUCGGCUGAAAGCAAAUCCAUAAAUAUACCACGAAAAAAAGGGGAGGAUGCAAGUUAUCGGGAAAACAUUUCCGUAGCGUCUUCUCUAGACACUACCUCGCCAAUUAAAGAAGAUAACCAGGGCUAUCGGUCGUCGUCCCAAACCAUCCCACCUACACAAGUUAACUUUGACACCGCUGCCCAUACAACGGCAGUGGCUAGUGCCAUUGCCGCAGAAACGAGAGAAUUGAGACAAGAAAGAGGAAGCUAUUCCGAUUCUAGAAGCCCAUCCUUGAGCUCAAGAUCACAAUCUACCGACGCCGAUUGCUGCUAUCCCUUGUCUAUGCCCAAAUCGUACAUAUAUCACAUGGAGCCGGAUAUUACGCUCGCUAAAGAGACAGGUGUACCAUCAGCAGCAGCAGACGAGCUAUUUGCAAAGUCCUAUGGAAGGUCACUUAUGGUUGGAUAUUGCAACUCGUACAAAUCGGAUUUCGUUUUGAUGGGCUUACCCAACAAUUCCUUCAUCGACGCCUUGGAGUCAGAUAUGCGGGACACUUUGACUCAAUAUUCACUUACGAAUGAUACCUCUGAAGCCGUGUGCAUUGUCAUUGACACCAACACUUCGCGAUGUCGCACUCUUCACCAACGACCAGACGAACCGGAUCAAGCACUAAAAGAUGAUUGGCGGUAUAUGCAAAUGUCAAGUUUAGUUCACCAAAUGUUGACGGACCUCAAGCGAAAAUUUCAAAACGGCGUUGGAGCAGAAGAGUGCUUGGGAUGGCUCGAAGACCAGUUACAAUUAUUGUACCUUCGAAGUACUUUCCUACAAGAGGCAGUUUACCAGCGGCGAAACGGAUACAAUGCCCUCGAUGAACAACCAUUUUUCAACGACCCCAAGUCUUUAGCGGCUGAAAUCAGGGUUGAAGAAAAUGAUAUACCUCUGCUCAUCAAUAUCUGCAGUACUUAUGACGAAAAACUGCCCUCCAUCCUCGCACAAAUUGACCUGUAGACCUCGCUGUUGUUCUUCGAUCCAGCUUUCUUUUCUUUUUCUACUCUAUCUGUUCAUCAAAGUUUAACUGUAGCAGCUUAAUACUAAUUCGCUUAACAUGAUUCCCUCUCACUUUCUAUGUUCAUCACCUGUAGUUAUAGCAUUUAUACACCGUUCCUUCCAGAUUUUGGCCCUUCGUUUUAAUGUAAGACACUAUUAUUCCAUGGCGCGUAUGACUUUUACU
Umbelopsis ramanniana AG is the source of this 1721-nucleotide messenger RNA. RefSeq lists its product as uncharacterized. The record is from RefSeq and is a predicted model, not a curated record. The transcript is spliced from 8 exons. Gene Ontology annotation, molecular function: protein-folding chaperone binding; ATPase inhibitor activity. The coding region runs from base 29 to 1498 and encodes 489 amino acids. Lineage: Eukaryota; Fungi; Mucoromycota; Umbelopsidomycetes; Umbelopsidales; Umbelopsidaceae. Gene Ontology annotation, cellular component: cytoplasm.